CGCGUAUGAUUUUUGGGCCUGGCUGGGUUUUGCUGGCUGCUGGUCCUUCGCGUGUUGUUGGUGAACAGUGCGCGCGGCGCCCUUUCCCCCUUCCCCACUUUUGUUCUCCCCUUGCUGUGCGACGCCCUUGGACUGGUGGCUGUGGCACUUAUCGCAGUAUCGCGGAGCACGGAUCACAUCACCCAACGACGACGACAACAGCAGCAAGGAAAACGGCACCAUGAGGAUUGCACGGGUGCUGCUGAGCAGCCUCAUGUUUGUGACGGGCCUGAUUGUGUCAACGAUGCAGUUGGCGGCGUAUGUGCUGCUGCGGCCGAUUUCGCUGUCGCUCUUCCGCACUGUCAACGCGCAAAUUGCCGUGCUGUUCUGGCUGCAGCUCAUCUGGCUCGCCGAGUGGUGGGCCAAGAUCGACAUGCAGAUCUUUGCCCCCAACCAGGAGGUCGCGCAGGCGCUGGAGCAUGAGCACAAGGUCAUUCUCGGCAACCACCGCAGCGAUGUCGAUUGGCUCUUCGGCUGGGUCAUUGCCCAAAAGUUCGGCACCCUCGAGGGGUCCAAGUGCUUGAUGAAGUCAAGCCUGCUGCGGGUGCCUGGCCUUGGGCUGAGCUGGUGGUUGUCAGAUUUUAUCUUUCUCAGCAGAAACUGGGAGAAGGACAAGGAUCAUCUCAACAAGAGCACGCGUGCAUUACAGCACUACCCCGUUCCCCUCUGCUUUAUGAUCUAUGCCGAGGGAACACGCAUGACGCCAGACAAGCUCAAGGCGUCGCAGGAGUUUUGUCGCGAGCGCGGCCUCCCCGUCUUGAAGAAUGUCAUGUGCCCGCGCACCAAAGGCUGGAAUCUCGUCAUGAAGGAGCUCCGCAAUGCCGUGGACAGCGUGGUGACGCUGACCCUUGAGUUCCCAGACGUGGAGCCAAACCUGUUUACGUUGCUCGCAGGGAAACCGUUCCGCGUGCACGCGUACAUGGAGCGCUUCCCCAUCGACGCCAUCCCCAAGGAUGCAAAGGCGUCAUCGGAAUGGUGCAUGUCUGCAUUUCAACGGAUGGACCACGUGCUUGAGCACCACAACAAGACGGGCACGUUCCCCGGCAUCUCAAUCAACCGCCCGCGCAGCACCAAAGCGCUCGUGGUCAUGGUUGCCUGGAUGGCCCUCAUCUACGGAUCAAUCCUGCUGUACAUUGCAAUGUGUUCGCAGCCGCUGACAGCGGCCAUCACAACCGCCGUCAUCAUCGGCACAGUUGAGGCAAUCAUUCAAGUUGGCACGUUCCUCACUUCCAAGAUGCGCAAGGUCAAGGCAGCAGCAAAGGCAAAAGCAAAGGCAACACACGCAGCCAAGAAGACAGAAUAGUGUACAUGCUGUGUUGUGUCACGUCUGUUUGUACGUUGUCCAUGUGUACGUGUUGCGUGGUGUGUUCUGACCUUUGCUGUAGCAUCUCUUGCAUCAUGUUAUGUUGGCUUGCUUGUGUUUUGCUCCACAAAGUUGUGUUUGUGCGUGUGUGUGUGUGUGUGCGCGCGCGCGCGCGUGCGUGUGUAUGUAUGUUCCUGAUGGUUCUGGUGUCUAUCACAUCGUCGCCUUGCGCUGUUGCUGUCUUCCACCCCUUUCAAGUCUUUUUUUGCCCCACUUCCCUUGUUGUGUGUGUAUCAAUUGUAACGAGC
Messenger RNA from Salpingoeca rosetta, 1650 nucleotides. RefSeq lists its product as uncharacterized. Gene Ontology annotation, cellular component: endomembrane system. NCBI's taxonomy places the organism in Eukaryota, Choanoflagellata, Craspedida, Salpingoecidae. The transcript has 7 exons. The record is from RefSeq and is a predicted model, not a curated record. Bases 221 to 1342 code for a protein of 373 amino acids. Gene Ontology annotation, molecular function: 1-acylglycerol-3-phosphate O-acyltransferase activity.